This is a messenger RNA of Rhipicephalus sanguineus (brown dog tick), 1068 nucleotides long. Its product is annotated as PHD finger protein 13. Gene Ontology annotation, biological process: mitotic chromosome condensation. Lineage: Eukaryota; Metazoa; Arthropoda; Arachnida; Ixodida; Ixodidae. The transcript is spliced from 5 exons. Bases 184 to 822 code for a protein of 212 amino acids. Gene Ontology annotation, molecular function: chromatin binding. The record is from RefSeq and is a predicted model, not a curated record.
GGCGCUGGUGAGCUCGUCCAAACAACGAGGAAUUCUGGGAUAUCGUCUGGCUGCUGCUGCUACGGUGCUGCUGCGUUCCCAAUCGACUCUUCGGAGGAGCGAAAAAGUUUUCCCUAGUCUGGUCGAAGCCGCUGGACGAUAAUGUAAUGAUCGUUUCCGACCUGCAGCGCGAAUCCGACGAGCAUGGAAGGAGACGUGAAUGGCACCACCAAGACGCUUGUCUUCAGGAGCGAGUGCUUCGCUUCCACGACGGCCGACGUAGAGCCUCCCCGAAAGCGCCAGCGGACUUCAGAGGACUUCAUCUCGUUCUGCAAGUUCAUCCUGGAGUACGAGAACUACGAGAGCAUCAAGCAGGAGGAAGAACUUCAAGAGAAAGACGCGGCCAGCCCUUCCGACUGCUCGGCAGACAGCGUAGACAGCGUCAAGCAAGAAGACAGCGACCAUCAAGUUGGCAAACCCUUGGGCUGCCCUGCUGCGCCGCCCGAACGUGCCACUGUGCAGCCAACUAUGAGCCACGUGCUCUUAAUGCAGCCCGACGCCUUGCGUGGGGGAUCUCUGUCCGAGGUGCCGACGCUGGCAGACGACGACUCUCACGACCUGAUCACGUGCUUCUGCCUGAAGCCGUUUGCAGGGCGGCCCAUGAUUGAGUGCUCCGAGUGCCUCACGUGGAUCCACCUGUCGUGCGCCAAGAUUCGGCGCAACAACAUUCCCGACGAGUUCACCUGCCAGCGCUGUCGCGAGGCCAAGCACACGACGAGGCGCUCGCAGCGGAUACGCGCCGGCGGCACGACGCCCCCUCAGCGGCGGAGGCCCUCGACGUGACAGUGUUGAUGACGACGACGACCGUGUGUGCGCGUGACGGUGCGGACCUCACGACUUGCGGGGGCGUGCCGCGACGCGACGGCACUCUAGUCUUCUGCCCGGGCCCUCGUGGUGGCCGCUGUACAGACUCGCGGUGUGCCUCGGGGGCACGUUCCUUGCCUCCCCCCCACGGGGGCAGGCCUCUCUGUGUGGGGGGGGUUGACCCAGUGUGCGUGGCUGAGAUAAAAAGAGCUUGGCUGUUUGGCA